Pogoniulus pusillus (Red-fronted tinkerbird) is the source of this 2673-nucleotide messenger RNA. RefSeq names its product pentatricopeptide repeat domain 3 (gene PTCD3). The transcript has 24 exons. Bases 10 to 2034 code for a protein of 674 amino acids. Gene Ontology annotation, biological process: mitochondrial translation. NCBI's taxonomy places the organism in Eukaryota, Metazoa, Chordata, Aves, Piciformes, Lybiidae. Gene Ontology annotation, cellular component: mitochondrion. Gene Ontology annotation, molecular function: protein binding; rRNA binding; ribosomal small subunit binding. The record is from RefSeq and is a predicted model, not a curated record.
GCCGCGGCCAUGGCGGCGCGGCUGGUGCGGGGCGGCUGGCAGCGAGCGGCGCUGCUGGGCGGGCGGUGCUGCUCCGCGGGCGGGAGGCGGCAGCGCUAUCGGUGCUCCUCCAGCAGUGCAGCCCUGGGGAAGACUGUGGCCAGUUCAGAAGCUGCUCAAGAAGAGAUUGUGCUGCCCCGAAAGAAAACCUGGGAUAAGCUGGCAGUUCUGCAGACCCUGGCUUCUACUGUGAGAAGGGACCCUACUGCUGCUCAUUAUAUGUUCCAGGAUGACCCUUUUCUUAUGCCAAGAAAUGCAGCCAAUUCUCGGCUGUUUGCUCUGUCGAAGGAGUCUGGGAGGAAUGCUGCCAGAUACAUCAUUAAACACUUCCCUCAGUAUUUUGACAAGACUUUUGCAGAGCCAGAUGUACCAUGCUUGAUGCCAGAGACCCUUACACCCCAGACUGAAGGAGUGAGUGAGGAAGCUCUAAAAGAACGCAUCUGCCUCAGAAGGGUAAAAGAGUCUGUGGACCUGUUUGAUCAGCUCGUGCAAGCAGGUACUCCUGUAUCUCUGGAGACCACAAACAGCCUUCUAGAUUUGUUGUGCUUCUGUGGAGAUAAAGAAUCUAUCCUGGAAAAGGAAGAAGAGGGAAAAGAGAGUAUGGAAGAAGCAGAGGAGAACACUUCAGAGCAGAAGGCUCCCAAGAGACAGCUCCCAAGAGGGUCACCGUCACCUGGGGCUGGGUGGAGGGAGGACAACAAUGCUGAAAGGAUAUUUAAGAUCAUGCCUGAGAGGAAUGCCCAUUCCUACUGCACCAUGAUCCGAGGGAUGGUGAAGCAUGGGGCUCCUGCUAAAGCCUAUGACAUGUACGUAGACCUGUUGAAUGAAAGACACAAGGCGGAUGUGCACACCUUCAAUGCACUGAUUGCGGCAGUCCCGCAGCUGAAGGACAGGUUCUUGGAAAGAUGGGAGCUGGCCAAGGUCUUCCUGAACCACAUGGCUCAACAGGGAGUGCAACCAAAUCUGCUGACUUUUAAUGCUCUGUUGAAGACUCUGAGAAAAUGUGGUGGUGUGGGCAGGAGUAUGUCCUUGUUGGUGAUAAAGGAAAUGGAAGCACUCGACAUAGACCCCAGCCUGGCCACCUAUGAUCACCUCCUGGCCGUGUUCUACAGAGGCGCUCAUCUUCACUCUUCAGGCAUCAUCUCUGAGGUGCUAGAUGACGUGGAGAAGAGGAGCUUCACUGCCCAGGACCCUGAUGACGCCAACUUCUUCACCACUGCUAUGCAGGUGUGCUGUGAACUGAAGGACAUCAGACUGGCCUACCAGCUCAACAGGGCCAUGGAGAUGGGCGACAACUGGAGGUUCAUGGACAUGGAGCGUCUGAAUGCCUACUGGUCAAAGUUCUUUUCCCUCUUGUGCAUGAUGGAGCAAAUUGAUGUUGUGUUGAAGUGGUACAAAGAGAUGUCCCCAUCGCUCUUCUAUCCCAGUGCCAGAAACAUCUUGGACCUCCUUCAAGCACUGGAUGCAGCCAACCACUUGGACAUGCUCCCUUCAGUCUGGGAAGAUAUGAAGCAGCUGGGCUUCAGCAGGAGACCAGAGCUGCUGGAUGAGCUCCUAGCUCUGAUGAGCAGAGAUCAGCACCCUCAGGAGGUUCAGCUGGCAUUUGCCACCUGUGCUGAAGACAUCAGAGCUGUCCAUGAGCAAGCUGGGAGGGACCAGGCCCCAGUGCAGUGGACGGGCAGCACCCUAGGCCAGGUGGCUCUGCUGUUCACCAGGGCUGGGAGAAUCCAGGAUGCUUGGCACAUGAUGGAGCACUUCCAGCACAUCAACAGGAUUCCCAGUGAGCAGGUGAUGGAGGAAUUCCUGACCUGUGCUAAACAAGCCAGUGCUCCAGAGGAAGCAAUUAAGCUGGUGAAGCUGGCAGCAUCCCUUGGUCUUCCUUCAUCCCAAAGGCUUAAAAGCAGAACAAAGGAGGAGUUUGAACUCUCUGAAGAGCAGAAGAAGGCCCUGGAGAGCAUCACAGAUGGCAACAGCAGUGACAGUGACCAGGAAUAGCUGUGGUUUGUCUGCCCCCUGGAAAACUGGGAGCUCCUGCUACUGUGGGCAGUGACAGCACUGAGGGAGAUGAGGGGCAGCUGGGAGAUGCUGCUGAGCACUGCAGAGCCUUCUGGUACAGGACCCACUGGCUGAGGGCAUGCAGUCCCCCUUGGAGCAGGCUGGAAGCUGGCAUCAUGGUGACUUCAAACACACCUGAACUGUACCAGCACAGCUUCUGCCAUCCACAGCUGGCUCCUGCCAAGCAGCUGUGACCUGAGCAGUCCUGGAGGAUGCUCUGCCAGUAGAAGAUCAUGACAGCUUGAGCAAGACUCCUGGACCUUCUGCAGCAUCAACCUGCCCUGGAGUCACUUCCUUCAGAGCUCCAACCACUUUAUGUACAGAGUAAACACUGCAGCUGUGCAGAUCUCAGCCUCUCUGCUGCCAUUCCUCGGGCUGCAGGUGCUCAGCUGCUGUCAUUUGCACAGCUGGAGCUGAGGGCAGGAGCUGUGCUGGUGGCACAGCAGCUACAGGGGCAAGGGGACCUGUGCAGAUACCUGGACCUCACAGAAGGUUAUUCUGAGAACUUAUUUUUAACAGGUUUGGGGAGGAUUAAACCACACUCCAGUGGAAAGUGAGUGAGCCUUGUGCCAAAUCAAA